ACCAGUCGUGCGCACAGCAUCCUGAGAGCGCGCUGAGCGCGGGGACCCGCAGACCAUGCCGUGUCACCGCGACCGGGAGGGGGGCAGGCGCGCUCCUUUUUGACAUAAAAGCCAGCCGGCCAAAUAGAUUUAUAUACACAUAAUUCCGCCCUUCACGGAGCCGGUGUGCGAAGCGUGAGCUCUAUUUCCCUCUGCCUCCUCCUUCCACUCUUCCUCCUCCCCUUCCUCCUCCUCGCCCUCCUCCUCUUUCUCCUCCUCCUAAGUGUACAGACUGCACCCUACCACCUGGUUGGCUUCUGACAAACGGGCAUCUCUCCCUUUUUAGAGACCAGAGACACGGAGAAAGAGAGAGAGACAAGGGAUAUUCUAAUGCAGACUGCCUGAUACUCCCCCCAGAAAAUAAUAAUAAAUUUUGGCUCUUGUCCCCUCCUCCAACCCCCACCCCCUCAAGCUUGUGUGAGAUGUUGGGUUUCUUCAGGAGACACUGCUGAGAAGUCGCAGUGGUUGGAGAGGCGUAGGGGGGUGGACUCCCUCUAUCUCCACUCCCUCCCUCCCCCUUUUUUUUCUUUCUGGGAGGAGGUGGAGGAGGAGGAGGGGAAGGGGGGUUGCAGAGCAAGCGAUGGAUGAGGAAAACAUGACGAAAAGCGAGGAACAGCAACCUCUGAGUUUGCAGAAAGCCUUGCAGCAGUGCGAGCUGGUUCAGAACAUGAUAGACCUGAGCAUCUCCAAUCUGGAAGGGCUUAGGACGAAGUGUGCAGCUUCCAACGACCUCACGCAGAAGGAGAUCAGGACCCUGGAGAGCAAGCUGGUGAAGUAUUUCAGCCGGCAGCUGUCUUGCAAGAAGAAGGUGGCCCUGCAGGAGCGCAAUGCCGAACUGGACGGCUUCCCCCAGCUCCGCCACUGGUUCCGGAUCGUGGACGUGCGCAAGGAAGUCCUGGAGGAGAUCUCCCCUGACCAGCUGAGCCUGGAGGACCUCCUAGAGAUGACAGAUGAGCAGGUGUGCGAGACGGUGGAGAAGUACGGAGCCAACCGGGAGGAGUGUGCCCGGCUCAACGCCUCCCUGUCUUGUCUCAGGAAUGUACACACAUCAGGAGGGAAUCUCUCCAAACAAGACUGGAUCAUCCAGUGGCCCACCACGGAGCCAGGGCAGGACAGCAACCCCGUGUGCCCCCCGGAGUCCAGUCCGUGGAUCCGCACCCACCUCUCCCAGAGCCCCAGGGUCCAGUCCAAAUGUGUCCAGCCCUUGUGUCACACCAGCCCCACGCCCGGGGCCCCUGUGUACACCCACGUGGACAGACUCACCGUGGAUGCCUACCAGAGCUUGUGUCCGCCGCCGCCCCUGGAGUCAGGCCACCGCUCCCUGCCCCCAUCACCCCGGCAGCGGCACGCGGUCCGCACCCCACCUCGCACCCCAAAUAUCGUCACCACCGUGACCCCUCCUGGCACACCACCCAUGAGGAGAAAAAACAAGCUGAAGCCUCCGGGGACGCCGCCCCCCUCCUCUCGGAAACUUAUCCAUCUGAUCCCUGGCUUCACGGCACUGCACAGGAGCAAAUCCCAUGAGUUCCAGCUCGGGAACCGUGUAGACGAGGCCAACACACCCAAAGCCAAGAAGAAGAGCAAACCCUUGAACCUCAAGAUCCACAGUGGCGUGGGCAGCUGUGAGAACAUCCCCGCCCAGCAGCGCUCCCCACUCCUGUCCGAGCGCUCCCUGCGGUCCUUCUUCGUGGGCCACGCACCCUUUCUGCCCUCCACCCCACCCGUCCACACUGAGGCCAGUUUCUCUGCGAACACUCUGUCUGUACCGAGGUGGUCACCGCAGAUCCCACGCAGAGACCUUGGCAACUCCAUCAAGCACAGGUUUUCCACCAAGUACUGGAUGUCUCAGACGUGCACUGUCUGCGGGAAAGGGAUGCUUUUUGGCCUCAAGUGUAAAAACUGCAAGUUAAAGUGCCACAACAAAUGCACCAAAGAAGCCCCACCCUGUCAUCUCCUGAUCAUCCACCGAGGAGACCCAGCAAGGUUAGUGCGAACGGAGUCGGUCCCCUGUGACAUCAACAACCCUGUCCGGAAGCCAGCACGCUACUCAGAUCUGCACAUAAGCCAGACGCUCCCCAAAACCAACAAAAUCAACAAGGACCACAUCCCUGUCCCUUACCAGCCAGACUCCAGCAGCAACCCCUCAUCCACGACGUCCUCCACGCCUUCCUCACCAGCACCCCCCCUCCCCCCCAGUGCCACGCCGCCUUCUCCCCUGCACCCUUCCCCACAGUGCACAAGACAGAAAAAGAACUUCAACCUACCAGCUUCCCACUACUACAAAUAUAAGCAGCAGUUCAUCUUCCCAGAUGUGGUGCCUGUACCAGAGACGCCCACCAGGGCACCCCAAGUCAUCCUGCAUCCUGUCACCUCAAAUACAAUCUUGGAAGGAAAUCCAUUACUUCAGAUUGAAGUGGAACCAACCUCAGAGAAUGAAGAGGGCCACGAUGAAGCAGAGGAGUCUGAAGAUGACUUUGAGGAGAUGAACCUGUCCCUCCUCUCAGCCCGGAGCUUCCCACGCAAGGCCAGCCAGACCAGCAUCUUUCUUCAGGAAUGGGACAUCCCCUUUGAGCAGCUAGAGAUUGGCGAGCUCAUCGGGAAGGGUCGCUUCGGGCAGGUGUACCACGGACGCUGGCAUGGCGAGGUGGCCAUCCGGUUGAUUGACAUCGAGAGGGACAACGAGGACCAGCUCAAGGCUUUUAAGCGGGAAGUGAUGGCCUACAGGCAGACCAGACAUGAGAAUGUGGUGCUCUUCAUGGGAGCCUGCAUGAGCCCGCCCCACCUGGCCAUCAUCACCAGCCUCUGUAAGGGACGAACCCUCUACUCUGUGGUGAGGGAUGCCAAGAUUGUCCUGGAUGUCAACAAAACCAGGCAGAUCGCACAAGAAAUUGUCAAGGGCAUGGGCUACCUCCAUGCCAAAGGCAUCCUUCACAAGGACCUCAAGUCAAAGAAUGUCUUCUACGACAACGGUAAAGUGGUCAUCACGGAUUUUGGGCUCUUCAGCAUUUCUGGGGUGCUGCAGGCUGGAAGGCGAGAAGACAAGCUACGCAUCCAGAAUGGUUGGCUGUGCCACCUGGCCCCAGAGAUCAUCCGCCAGCUGUCCCCUGACACGGAAGAGGACAAGCUCCCCUUCUCCAAGCAUUCGGAUGUCUUUGCGCUUGGAACCAUCUGGUAUGAACUUCAUGCCCGGGAGUGGCCGUUCAAGACUCAACCAGCAGAGGCAAUAAUUUGGCAGAUGGGUGCAGGCAUGAAACCCAACCUCAGUCAGAUUGGCAUGGGAAAAGAAAUCUCGGAUAUCCUGCUCUUCUGCUGGGCCUUUGAACAGGAAGAGCGGCCCACCUUCACUAAGCUCAUGGACAUGCUAGAGAAACUGCCAAAGCGAAACCGCCGCCUGUCGCACCCCGGACAUUUCUGGAAAUCUGCAGAGCUGUGACCAUGGACAUGGGCCAGCAUCAGCUGACUCACCCCCAAACCUCCUCUUCCUCCCUGCUCUGCCCUCUGCCAGCUCAGGAGGCCCAGGCUCACCCCCAGGGAGUCCCGACACAGCCCAGCCUGGGAGACCUGUGUGACAGCAUGGAUACCACAGAGGCUGAUCGCGUCUUGGACUUGCACGCAGGAGCAGGGACCCCUGAGCUGGGAUCAAACUGGACCAGUGAGGGUCCUGUGCAUGGUACAGAGAGCUGCAGACUGGACAUGACACCUCCGGGCUGUGGAGGCCAAGACACACAGUCCUGUGGGCAGUGUGCGUGCAGAUGUCUACAAGUGGACAGGGCCACCAGCUUCCUUUCCACCCCGACAAGUCUGUCCAGUUAUGGAGUGUCCCAGCUGUGCUAGCCCAGAACACAGAACAGGGGUGGAACCAGGAACAGCACAUGUGCUUUGUUAGAUCAAGGCUCCCAGGUCAAGGUCAGAGUGGGGAGGCGUAGGCUAGGCUUGUAAACAUCUGUUUUUAGAGGCUCCAUUCCAAGCUUGAAGUGACUGCUAGCCCCUGGGAGCACAAAGACACUAGGCAAUUCUGUGUGUCUUUUUAGCAUGGGGCCUCUCUGGGGACUGGUCUCUUGGCUCCACCUUCAUCCUGUUUGGUAAGAACAUCGUUCUGGCUCACCUCACAGCCCACCCUUGCCUGGGCAAUUGGAGGACACCAUAGCUUCUCAGCUGAUGCUGGGGAUCCUUCAUGGCUCCCCAUCACUCAUGGCACCCCCAAAGUCUGAGCCCUGAGAACGGGGGCUGUGGCAAGAGAGUUCUGGUACAUUCCCUCUUUGGCGCUGGCACUGCUGGAGUUGGUUCUCCCACAGUGAUGGAUACAGUCCUGGGUGUGCCUGAUGGGUUACAAGGGUAUUCGGUAACUAUUUACAAAGGUCUCCCUGUCGUCUCUCAGCCACUGUGUUCCUUGUUAGGGGCCAGGGAGGGGAUGUAUAUGUAGAGGGUCCGUGGUCUCUGCUAUGGCCUGGUGCUGAGUCCUCUGAGGGGAUUCCCCACCUAUUCUAGUCACUCAACCCCACAUCUUCCAUGACUUUCUUCUCUCCCCACCCAAGAUGGAAAUUUUUCUGGUCUGUGUUGGGCUUCCCCACCCGCUCCCCUGCCACAGGUUCCUCCCUGAGGGAUGUUGAGAAUGGGUGGUACAGAGGGAAUGGAAGGGAAUGCCCUGAGGUCUCUGGUCCCUGGCCCCAAAACCCUGUCCUCAGCAAUCAGACUUGACACAAGAGGAAAAGCUGUCCCCAAGCACAAAACUAGCUGAGGUAGCAGGACAGAGAAAUCAUACAGAAUUGUCCCCUUCUUUGGUGGGUCUAUUAGAUGCACACCCUGGGCCCAAGUCUGCUUGUAAAGCAGGAAGAAUGAUUGACAGUGGUCACACUUCCAGAAAGACUUAGCCUACAAUAUCCUCAAGUCCUUCUCAAACCUCUUUGCAAAUCUCCCUCUACCUUGGGGUUCCACAAAAAGUUGUUCCCGUGUGAACAUCUCUCUCUUGGUGACAUCUUGUCUGUGGUUCAGCGGCUCAGCAUUCCUGCAUCUCGGAGACAUUUUACAUACAUUUGCUCAAGUCCCAGGGCUCCAGUAUCACUAAGGACCAUUCUCGCCAACAGUUGCAUCCUCACCUAACAAGCCCCCUUCUGAACUCAUCCCUGUGUCCAGGGCUGGGCUGUGACCUGCCCCCCAGAAACCUACUAAGCACCUAGAAUUUAGUUCCUCCUUUCUCUUUAAUUCCAUCAGGACCUCUGUGGUCCACACACCCCCGUCUUUGUCACAUGCCUUUCUAUCAAGAGAGGAAGUAAGAGAAGAGAAGGGUCAGGGAGGGCCAAGCCAUUGGGAACCUGAAGUGUUGCCAGGAACUGGAACCCACUCACUCACCAUCUGCUUCCCCUCUUUGCAGAUGAGUGACCCAGCGGAUGCUGGAGAAGGAGAUUUCUCCACAGUCCCAGGUGCCCCGAGGAAGCCAGGGGAGGGUGUCUCUUUAUAAGGGUGACCAGUCACCUAGCUCCCAGGGUUCUGUUCUGCUCUGAAUCUAAGGUCCAUGAGUCUGUGAAGGAUCCACAGACUUCAAACAAACAAAAAAAUAGAGUGUGGUGACAACCUCUCUGUAGUCCUGGCACUGUGGAGGCUGAGGCAGGAGGAUAACAAGUUUGAGGAUAACCUGGGCUACAUAGGAUCUCUGAAGACCUGUUUGCGAUUAAGGAUUUGAAUGGUACAGAGAGAGUCCCAGCCUUCCUGGCUCCUACUCCACUCUUCCACUUUGGGGACCUGGGCCUCUUGGGUUAAAUGUCACCUCUUCACUCUUGCUCUUCCCUGACACCCCCCCACACACAUACUGAGACCUGGGUUCCAGGCUCCAUCUCUCCCUGGCUUCCCUCCCUUCCUCCAGCUAGCAGGCCCUUCCUUAGUGUGCAAACAGUUGAAUCCAGGGAUAAAGGAAUUCAGUCUCUUCCCUGUGUAAGCAUCUGGGGAAAAUGUGUUCCUCCACCCUGCACAGAGCCAAAAGGAAGAGAGGAGGCCAUGUAGUCAGAUGCAUUUCCCCUGCAACCGCUGGCCCAUCCAACCCCUCACUCCAUACAAUACCCCUUGUUCCGUCACACCAGCCACCCACCUCACCAGCUUCUGCCCCUGCCUCAGGUUGCAAAUCCUUCGAGAUACAGGUUCCAGAGGUGACAAGUCCUUCCUCCCCUAGUGUGGGGACAUCUCCUGUGUCCCCAUCCCCAGAGCUAAACUAGUAACUCCAAGUGGCCCCUUGGGUCAUUUUGUGUUUUCUUUUACUGGUCAGAGGGGCAAAGCCAGAUUGUCAUGUGCUUGGUCCUCUUGGUCUCUGCAGCAACUUCAGUUCUUGGCCAAUAGGAAUCCUAGAUGGGUGUUGCUAGGUAGGUGGCUAUUUUCAGGAUAACUAGGGUAAGGGGUGAAUAGAGCACUUGCCUAAUACCCACAAAGCCCCGAGUUCCAUCCCCAGUGCCACACAAACCAGAUAUGGCGCAUGCCUAAGUUCCUCUACACAAGAGGUAGAGGCAGGAAGAUCAGAAGUUCAAAGUCAUCUUUGACUGUGUAGUGAGUUUGAGACCAGUCUGGCCUAUUUUAGACCUUUUCUCAAAAAGUAAUUUUUGUAAAUUUAGGAGACUUGGCACCUCCCACCCCAUGUUCACACACUGCAUGCCCCCCCCAAACACUCAGAAAGACAGACUUCACUUAUCUCCCAUAUCCCUUGUCCCCAGUUGCACAUGGUGACCUAAGGUGCACAGAUCAAACAAGUGCCACAUUCUUAACCAGGGGUCAUCAAACUCUAGGCUGCAAAAUGAUUUUUACAUUCUUUGUAUCUGAGGAUAAAAAAAAUCAAAAGAAGAAAAUGACUCAGGCAAAUUCGAUGCAAUUCAAAUUUCCCACCAGUCUCAUAUUGUCCCCAGCAAUGACAAAAUUAUUGGCAAGACAGACCCCCCAGAACUGUAGAGACAACAUAUAUUGUGACUUGGUCUGUGGCCAACUUGGAUGGCCUCUGAUAUAGCAGGCUGUCGUAUUGAUGAAUAAGCCAACUGAAGUAAAAGGGACUAGUGGCUGCGGGAAGCAGCCUGUAGAGGUGCAAACGCAGAGAAGGGACAGACAGCUCCUCAGCCCUGGCCAGGUGUGUGCCCGCUAGCACUGUGAGUCAAGCCCUUGAGGCCACUGUGAACUAUAUCACAUGUGUCAACCCCGUAGCCCACAGACUGCCUGCACCCCAGAGCAACUGUGAAUGUGAACCACAAAAAAACCCUGGAAACUGAUUUAAAACAUUAAGGGACUUUGUUUUGUUUUAUGUUGUUUGGUGUUUUCUCUUUCUUUAAGAGUAUGAAGUUUGUAGAUAGCAAUACCAUGUUUUGGCAUCAAAAGUGUAGGAUGCAUGGCUAGCUAGACUUGAAGGCUGCCUUGGAUGCAGGUUAGCUUAAACAACAGAUACACAUUUCUCCCAGGUCUGGGGUGGUCUCUGCCAAGCCUUCUUGCAAACUCUUGUCUCUGGUGUCUUUUUCUUCUACAAAUACUAAGAACACCACAUUUGUCCUUGGGGGCCUCACCCCCUGACCUCUUCAAAGAUUCUUUCUGUGGGUGUGACACUGAAGGCAUCAACAGUAGAUGUUGGGGGAAAACUCAACAUGAGCGUUGUGUGAAGUCAUCCUUCAUUCUGUACCAAGACCCUGGAGGUGACUAUGCCAUGGGUUUUCCAUAUCUGCAUUCUUCCCAUCAUGGGCUUUUCAUUCCCACGCUGGCCGCAAGCUUGAGUCCCCAAACAGGCCCUUCCUGUCCUCAUGCCUUGCCAGUCUUCUUCACAGCCACCCACUCUCCUGGGGACUGAUCUUGUUGCAAGAGUGAUCCUGGUAAAGCCAAGCCCCCCUUUGACCCUGUGUUGGCUUCUGUGACAAACUACCCCACAUCAAGAGGCUUUUCACCAUCCUGUAGAUCCAAAGUCCAAAGCAAACUGUCCGAAUGACCCACCUGCUCUGGAAUUUGUCAAUUUCCUUGUUGCUUUCUGACGUGUGAUGGUAUCUGAUAAACUCCAGCAUUCCUUGUCUUGUGGGAGUAUUCCUCCAAUCUCUACCUUUGUCUUUACCAGCCUCACCGAUCUCUUUGCAUCUCUGUCUUUGUGUGACUCUUUUUAUGUGGACUCAGUCUUGUUGAAUCAGGACACUGUGUGUGAGUCAUUUUUCUUAUAACUCUAACCCAAAACCUGAGAGCAACAGUAUAGGAGAGGAAUCAUAUAUUUUGGCUCUCGGUUUCAGAAGGCUCAGUCUGUAGCUGCCUGGCUCUUUGUUUGUUGGCCUGUCUUGAGGCAGAAUGAUGGUGUGAAGGUGAGGAAGAGGGAGAGGAGGGGGUCCUUAAUGGCAAUUAGAGAGAGAGAGAGAGAGAGAGAGAGAGAGAGAGAGAGAGAGAGAGAGAGAGAGAGAGAGAGAGAGAGAGGAGAGAGCAAUACAGGGAAGGUCAGGGUGAGAUGUGUCCACACUGGCCUACAUCCUCCAGCAAGGACCCACCUCCUGCCUUUGAGUAUUGCAUUGUGAAUCCAUCCAGGGACUCAUUGUAUUGUAGGUUAGGUCGGAGAUAUUGAACUGUCUCCAGAAACUUCAUCACAGACACCCAGAGGUACUUCCUCGAUCUCUUGAGAAGCAUUUCUUAAUUCCAUUAAGUUGACAAUCAAGAUUACCCAUCGUAUCUGUUUACUAGAGUGUGACCUCAUCUGAAGUAACACACCUUCCUGAGCAUUUUUCAAAUCAGGGCCCGUUCUGAGACCCUGGGACAUGACUCAAACCCUAGCACUCUCUCAGCAACCAUCCUAUGUGUGCAGGUGUCAUCUUGGCUCCUUUGUGGAAAACCCUGGCUCCUCCAGAUACAGAUUUCCCAGAAUCCCCGGGCUACUUCUCAAUCCUACUCAUGACAGACACGUCCCAUCCUUGAGUCUCCAUAGUCAUAGACUUCAGCACGUGGAUGGCGAGAGUGGGCAAUGUAGAAGCACCAAGAAGGUCAUUAGGAUGAGAGUCUAGAAAGAUCUGUGUAUAAAAGAUCUAGAAGAAUGAAGAUCUAGACCAAGGAGAGUAAAUGUAUGACAUUCCUGCCACUGGUGCCCCUUCCUCUACCCCUAACAGACAUUGCUAAUCAAUCUCAGCACACCUUCCAACUGCAGUCAUAGAGUACUAGACUACACAUGCUGAGAAGGGAAGAAAGGUCCCCCAGAAAGCCUCUUCUAACAACCAGUGGUGGCUUUAGGACUCAUGCCUCACACUUUUCUAGAAACCAGUCACCCAGGCUCUCCUUAGUGGAUACAAUCUGCCUGGAACUGUACAGGAGUUAUUUUCCAACUAGGGAAUUUGGUGAGCUGGGAAAGGAUUCUUUCCUGGUAACCAUAAGAAAACUGCUUGCUGCUUGGAGAGAGUCACUUAUUCUCAGGGGCAGCUUCCCCACCACAGGACAGCUGGGCUGGGUAGCCCCAAAGAUGAACACCUGAAAAAGAUGGCUGCACGCAAGGUGGCGGGCCUGGAAGCAGGGAGGAAUUCCAAAGUUCAGCCAGGGAAGGUGGGGUACGUGGUGUAAGGUGUUGAGAUAAAGGGAUCUGACCCUAACUGCUUUUUAGUCUCUUGUCUGAUAAUCAAUUCGGUGACCAAUAGGACCUUGUACUGACCACCUCUUCAUCUCCUGCCCCAUCCCAUCUCUUGCCCAUGUGCUGAGGAAGAAUGAAAAGUAGCCAUCAUGUACUUAAGUGACAUCUGUCGAGCACCUCCCUUCUAUGGCUAUGUGAAAUUUGCAUUGUGGAUCCUUGGAUCUGAAAGUCUGAUGGUUCAAACCAGUGCUUAGCUUUUCUUUUCUAGUACUUAAAAGGAAAAAUCCCAGCUUGGCUAUUUCUUCUUGUCUUAAAAUGCCUUGAUUUAUCUUCAUAACCUACUGCAAGUGCCAGGAUAUGAGAAAUGCUAGGUCCGGGGAUGCAGGAGGUGACUACCCAGUGUUGGGCAAUGCUCAAGAAACAACCGAUCAUGAAAAUAGACGUCUGUGGUGCACAGAAGGGUGGGAGAACUCACAGGGGCCAUAAAUAGGCAUGGGCAGUGGCCCAUGUACGGAGGUGAAGCUGAGGUCCGAAGGAAGAGGAGGAGGCAGGAAGGUCGGGCUGGCCCAAUUAGAAGUCUAUCAAUCUUGGUGCUAUUGACCUUGGACCCAGUCAAUUCUUGGGUUCCUGUUGUAGCCCAGGCUAGCCUCGAACCCUUGAUCCUCCUGUCCUUGGUGGAGAAACAGUCACUAAACAUAGUGAUAGAAUGUGACUGCUCUGUCCCUGAUCUGGCUGUGAACGAUAGGAGCUCUCUGUACCAUGCCUCUAAUCAGAUCCAGAACUGGAGGAGGAGAUGGGGGUGUGGGGGGGGGGGGAAGUGGGCAUUGCAAGAGAAUGGAGUUUGGCGAGCACUUUGGAAUUUGACAUACGUGGCCACCGAAUGUCUCCUGGGAAAGAAGUUGGGUCACUGGGACUCUGUUCCCCGAGGGUCAGCAACCCCCAUCCUCACCCUGCUCAGGGUGGGACAUUGAAUAUCCACGGGUGUCUCUGCUGUACACGGGCCAGUCACCAACCCUUCUCCUUAGAGCCUGCUCUUGUCUGCUGCAGCUUCUUCAUCAUGCUCUCCUGCCACCUCUCAUCCAGCGCCCUGACGUGUCAGCCCCCCUGACCAACACACCCCUAUGGACACACUAGAAAGCCCCACCACUGAUAGUUUCUCCAUGGUCUCUCUCUGGACAUUGCGUUUCAUGUAUGCAAGGACACUGGAGUAUGGACAUCAAAGACACACAGGGACAUAGAGACGUGUUGUUGGGAAGACCCCCCACAGCCUGCAUAAUAACACAGAAAAAUAAUAAAUGUGCUGGGCGAAAUGCUGAUUUGCUGUUGAAGAGGCUGACAAUAGCCCAGGGGUCACACAGAGUCCCAGACUGAGUCUGUAAUGGGGCCUAAAGUGUAGGAGAUAAUGCAUUAGCUUUGUUGGUAGGGUGGGGUUUCUUCUAUUCCUGUAAGUAUCUAUGUGGGCUUGAGGCAUGGAAAACAGCACCUUGGCCAACUAAAGAACUCCCUGGGGGCGGGGCUGUAAAUAAAUGGGGCUCUCAGACCUGCUUCAACUUGAUUCAACUCACAAUUCUCUCCCUGCUUCCUCUGGCUGACCACGGCCUCAGCAAGUUCUCAGUGUCCUUGGCUCUGCCGGAGCGUACUUUGGACUUUCUCAGCUUUGCCAAGCCCUUAGCCCUUAAUCUUUGCCGACAUUAAUAAACAGUCUCCGGCAUCUUGACACCCAGCUGAAUCCCUCACCCCAAAGUGCACCUCUCAGGACAUCCCUGGGUGCGUGCAGCUGGAACAGAGAGGUGGUGAGUGUCUCCCACCCAUGUAGAUGCUGAUGGCCUGGGGACUGUGAACAAGGAUAGCCAGGUCUCCUAAGGAACAGCUUCCAGGUCCAGGGGGUUGUCAGCCUAUCAGAAAGAUCAUCCCCUGACCACCAAGGCCUGUGUAGAAGCAGGAAACUUUUCCUCCUGUUCCAUAGCCCCGAGGUUAAAGCCAAGGCUGUCAUUGGAGGCAUACAAAUCUGGCUCCACAGGCGAGCAGCCUUGCCAUGGCAGUUCAGGCUCUGCAGCCCACUUUCCCGCUCCAGACCUGUUGUUCCUACAUCCCUGAUUUUUUAUCUUUUCUUGGUGGUCUGUUCCAUAGGCCCUUCUGUCACAUGUCUCAACAUGGUGGAUAGCUCUCCAAGUCACCAACCUGAGGGAAAUCCCUCACUGUAAAAAAAAAAAGGCUUUCUUUGUAAAUUAUUCUGUUGCCUUUUUCUAAACACAAAGUAUAUAUACCUAUAAAUGCUAUAUAUAUUAUAUAUGUGUACAUAUAUAUAAAGACUGAUUCUUGUACAGCC
This is a messenger RNA of Mesocricetus auratus (golden hamster), 11906 nucleotides long. RefSeq names its product kinase suppressor of ras 2 (gene Ksr2). Lineage: Eukaryota; Metazoa; Chordata; Mammalia; Rodentia; Cricetidae. The transcript has 20 exons. Gene Ontology annotation, biological process: protein phosphorylation. The coding region runs from base 620 to 3472 and encodes 950 amino acids. Gene Ontology annotation, molecular function: protein kinase activity; ATP binding. The record is from RefSeq and is a predicted model, not a curated record.